UCGCCUCUUUGCUCUUUUUCAAUGUCUUAAAGCAUAGAGCAACACAACGGCGAUUGUAAAAAAAAAGGGAAUGGAGAUGGAGGUAGAUGCUUCAGAUAUGGAAGUAGAACAACCGGUUCAGAAUAGUCGGAGCUCAACCAAGACAUUCGGUCUAAAAAAUUCGAUUCAAACCAAUUUCGGCGACGACUACGUUUUCCAAAUCGUCCCCAGGGAUGAUUGGACUUCCAUGGCGGUAUCAUUGUCGACUAAUGCAGUGAAACUUUACUCUCCGAUGACUGGUCAAUAUCUUGGAGAGUGUAAAGGACAUUCCUCGACUAUUAAUCAUAUCUAUUUUUCUGGUGCUUCCAAUCAAAAUGUUUUGCACUCUUGCUCCUCUGAUGGAACUAUCAGAGCCUGGGAUACCAGAACUUUUGAACAGGUUUCGUGUAUAGCUGGCUCUUCUCAAGAGGUCUUUAGCUUCUCAUUUGGAGGUUCAGAUGAUAAUCUUUUGGCUGCAGGAUGUCAAUCCCAGAUACUUUUCUGGGAUUGGAGGAACAAGAAGCAAGUCGCAUGCUUGGAGGAAUCUCACGUGGACGAUGUUACUCAGGUACACUUUGUCCCUGGCCGUCAAAACAAGCUAGCUUCUGCUUCCGCCGAUGGAUUGAUAUGCAUAUUUGAUACCAACGGAGAUAUCAAUGAUGAUGAUCAUCUAGAAUCUGUUAUCAAUGUUGGAACUUCAAUUGCGAAAAUAGGGUUUUUGGGGGACUCUUCUGAGAAGCUCUGGUGUUUGACAAACAUCGAGACCUUAAGUGUAUGGAAUUGGAACGAAGGAACCAAUGAAGCAAACUUUGAGGAUGCUCGUUCAUUGGCAUCAGAGAGUUGGACAUUGGAUCAUGUUGAUUAUUUUGUUGAUUGUCACAGUUCUGGAGGAGAGAAUUUAUGGGUGAUUGGGGGGACUAAUGGUGGCUCUUUAGGUUAUUUCCCGGUAAAGUAUAAAGGAGAAGCAGUGAUAGGACCCCCAGAAGCAGUUCUCGGGGGUGGUCAUAUGGGUGUUGUUAGGAGCAUAUUGCCUAUGUCAAACAUGCAAAGUGGACCUGCUCAAAAUCGAGGCAUUUUUGGAUGGACGGGCGGCGAGGAUGGUCGCUUGUGCUGUUGGAUGGGCGAUGAUGAUUCACCGGAGAUCACUCGGUCUUGGAUAUCAGGUGGUUUGGUCAAGAAGUCACCACGAAUUCGCAAAAACUGUAGGCACCAGCCGUACUAAGCAUAUCAAUUCCUUUCCUUCUCAUGCUGCGUGUCUAAUAGCGUUCUUGUAACUUCACUUUUCCCACAAGUGUUCCGAGUUCAGCAAAUGUUGUUAAUUUUUAUGUGCUGUAAUGUGAGAAAGUACUUGAAAAUGAAAGCAUUCUACCAUUAAUAUCAAUAUUUCAUUAUUUUGU
This is a messenger RNA of Hibiscus syriacus, 1415 nucleotides long. RefSeq names its product WD repeat-containing protein GTS1-like. Lineage: Eukaryota; Viridiplantae; Streptophyta; Magnoliopsida; Malvales; Malvaceae. The transcript is spliced from 8 exons. The coding region runs from base 71 to 1240 and encodes 389 amino acids. The record is from RefSeq and is a predicted model, not a curated record. Gene Ontology annotation, molecular function: protein binding.